AUGGCUCCUAAAGAUGACAAGCUCCACAUCGUGCAACGUUCAUUUGGUCAUUCCGAAGACGACGACGACGCUUUCUCCCUUUUCCAUCUCGAUUUGGGCUGCCCUAGAAUAAAUCUGAAAUUUCCUUACUCGCAAGGUGAGUAUCUAGAUCCGCCUGAAUACUCUGAACUUAUUGGUUCUGAUUGUGGUAUUGUUUGUGUCCGGUUUAUCGUCUUCGAAUCGAAUGCUUAUAGAACGGAUAUAUAUCUUUGGAAUCCUGCUACUAGACACUCCAAAAGGCUUCCCCUGCCUAAUAUGAUCAAUGAUGAUUAUACUAAAACGGUCUCUUUAGGCUUUGGUUUCGAUCACAUUGAUUUGGAUUUUAAAGUGGUUAGAGUCGUAUCUGGCUCUCGCUCUCGCUCUGUCGAGGUCUAUUCUUCAAGCAAGAAUAAUUGGCGAGAGAUUCACCUCAAGUCUACUUAUGUUCCCCCGAGGAUCAGUUCCGAAUUUUGCUUUAAGGGAUUUUUGAUUGCCUUAAAAGAUAGAAGUAGUAUGUUGACCUUUGAUUUAAAUAAGGAGGUGUUUCAUUGUGGGAUUGACCUCCCUGUCGUAUCAAAACCCGUUGUUUCUUUUGCUAAUAGGAGUAGUUUGUUUGGUACUCAAACUUGUGUUACUGAAUUUAAGGAUACUAUUGCCUAUAUCAUCUCCAUUAAUGAUGGUAAGAUUGACAUGUGGACAUUAGACGAUAAGGAUUGUCUUGGUGGUCGUGGGGUUAAAGCAUCGUGGAGUAAAGUGCAUGUUAUUGAUCUAGGUGCGCCACUAAACCUUGUUCAGUUCAUUUUCAGCAGUGCUCAGUUUUUAGUAAUUGAGAAAGACGGUAGACGGAUUUUGUAUGAUCUUGAUGAGAUAGUAAUCACAGAAUUCUCUAUAUAUCCUUAUUUGAAAUCCCAUCGAUUUUUCAAGUAUGGAAAGAGCCUGUUUCACUUGAAGGAUUUAAACGAAUAA
Daucus carota subsp. sativus is the source of this 984-nucleotide messenger RNA. RefSeq lists its product as uncharacterized. The record is from RefSeq and is a predicted model, not a curated record. NCBI's taxonomy places the organism in Eukaryota, Viridiplantae, Streptophyta, Magnoliopsida, Apiales, Apiaceae. The transcript has a single exon. The coding region runs from base 1 to 984 and encodes 327 amino acids.